CUUUUUGCCUUUUCAUUUGUUUUCACAGAAAAGGAAACUUGACAGAAUCAUGCUGUCCUUAAAAAAUACAAGUAAGUUCUUUGCACAGGAAAUUGGUUUAAUGUAACUUUCAAUGGGAACCUUUGCGAUAUUAACUUUAAGUGCUUUGGAGUAAGUUUAAUUUCCAGGCAGUUUAAUAUAUUCUUCUAAGCGUGUAACUUGUAGUGUGUGUGCCCUGCUUUCAACCAGCGUAUAGAGGGAAACGCACCUGAUUUUGACUGAUUAGUUUUUUUAACCUUUCAGCAUCACGGAGGAGGUAGACUGAUAUUAACAGUAAUUAAUAAUGUGCCUCAUGAAAUAAAGAUCCGAAAGGAAUUUAAAUAAAAAUUUCCUGCAUCUCAUGCCAAGAGAGAAACACCAGAAUCAAGUGUUCCGCGUGAUUGAAGACACCCCCUCAUCCAGGAAUGCAAAGCACAUCCAAUGAAAUAGCUGGAUUAUAACUCUUCACCCCUCUUGCGGGGCCGUGGGGCAGGCAGCGGGGGGCGAGAGGUGCUGUGGGGACCCGGCUGCCCUUCCGCUGCGGAAGGAUGGCGCACGCGGGGGGAACAAGCUACGAUAACCGGGAGAUCGUGAUGAAGUACAUCCACUAUAAGCUGUCGCAGCGGGGCUACGAGUGGGAUGCGGGAGAUGCGGGCGCCGCGCCCCCCGGGGCCGGCCCCGCUCUGGGCAUCCUGUCCUCCCAGCCGGGCCGUGCGCCCGCGCCCUCCAGGACCUCCCCGCAGCCGCCCCCGGCCGCCGCCGCCGGGCCUGCGCCCAGCCCGGUGCCACCUGUGGUCCACCUGACCCUGCGCCAGGCCGGCGAUGACUUCUCUCGGCGCUACCGCCGCGACUUCGCCGAGAUGUCCAGCCAGCUGCACCUGACGCCCUUCACCGCGAGGGGACGCUUCGCCACGGUGGUGGAGGAGCUCUUCAGGGACGGGGUGAACUGGGGGCGCAUCGUGGCCUUCUUUGAGUUCGGAGGGGUCAUGUGCGUGGAGAGCGUCAACCGGGAGAUGUCGCCCCUGGUGGACAGCAUCGCGCUGUGGAUGACCGAGUACCUGAACCGGCACCUGCACACUUGGAUCCAGGACAACGGAGGCUGGAGAGCUCUCCCUGCCAACCCUACUGUGAUCACUUCUUCCCUGGAGACAUUGCUUCCCUUGCCUGCCAGCCACUGAGGUUCAAAGAUCCAGCCUUUGCUGGAUCAGUAGAAUCUGGGGAUAAAGGGCAUCCCUUCAAGGUUUCCCAUACUGGGAGUCCAGGGAUCCCCAUGAUCACGGUACCUGGCCGAGUAGCUUAUUGAAAAGGAGCAUUUCAGGGACAACUCAUAAACUGGACACCAGGCUGAGUCCUGGCUAUCUGCAUCAGAAAUAACCUCCCCUGGGGGUUUCUGCUUUGUCCUAAAAUUUGGGAACCACUGGAUUAGAAGAACAGACUCCUCUAGAGGCCCUUCUCUGACUCACUUGGUAAAAUCUACCCAAAGAGGAAAACCAGCGUAGCCCCUUUCCCGAGAAAACUUGGAUGACUGUGGAAAGGUAAGUUGACUUCCAGAGUCCGGUGACCCUGACCUCCAAUUAGUGCCACGUUCCUAGUGGGCAGUGACCUUGUGUCUUGAAGAACCCUUGGCUAUGGGUGUUUGUUUCAUCACUGACAGAUUUCGCAUUGGCCACCUACCUUGUGUUCUAUUUCCAUAACUUGUGUAUGAUUUAGAAGUUUACUGGAAUUAUUAGUAUAUUUUAUUUUACACCCUAACCUCCUAACCUACAAUGCACAUCGUUUGGUGGGAUCCUCUGCUGGGCAAACUUGCAUCCCGAGUAUCUGUAUAAAGAUAGAAGAAUUGAUUCUUAGCUGUGGAUUCUCAUGCUGUGACUUUAGUUGAAGUGAUUGAUGCUUGUAUUUUUGAAGAACAUCUGUGAGCUUUUUUUUCCUGGUACUGUUGUGCUAGGCAGAGCCUCCGUCAUGUCACCAUGAAGCUCUUUUCGUGAGUGUGAUUCUCUGGGGGAGGGGUGCAGCUCAGAAGACUGAAGAAGUGUCAUUGACAUCUGUACUUCAUAUCUGAAAUGAUUAAUUUGUGAAAAAGUGAAAGGAAUAACCGGUUCAAGUUUUUUGCAGACUUUUUGUUUUAAUCUGAAGAGCUGUCUUUGAAAAAGGAUGCCAUUCAGUGCCUCCUUUUACAGUCUCUAGGAAGAUUACUAAUAUUAUUAUUUUAUAGGACCUAACAGGAAUAAAAACCUUAGAAGUCACUGCAUGUGGGUUUGAUUUCAAGAAGCACGUUAUCUAUUUUAUACGGUUACAAAGUGUGCUAGUAUUAGGGGGCUGAAAAGAGAAAAGUCCAAGAAAAGUAGAUGACUGACGUGAACAUCUGAUCCAACUUGACCAAAGUUGACGAAAUAUUGAUACCACUGUUCAGUGUUUAAAAGUAAAAACCCCACUUAAUCUCUAAAAUUUAUUAAUAAAUGCUUUUUGUGAACUGUUUGUUUCUUUUAGAUCCCAUUUUACCAGAUCUUUAGUAAUUCUGGAAGAGUUCUGUAGAAGGUGUAAGGAAUAUUUUUGUUAAAUGUUUGAUUAAGUAGGUGAUUUUGUUUUUAACCACUAUAACCAAAGAGGUAGGGACUUCCAGACGCCAAAAGGAUCAUUUUGAGACCAAAGUAAAACUAACUGAACAGUCUGACUAUUACAUACUUUUGUGAAAAAAUAUUGAAAAUUUUUUCUUUCUGGUUGAAAGAAAGCCAAGGUUGUAACUGUCAUGUGUCAAGUAAUUCAAUGAAAAGAUGGGAAAUGGAGACAUUUGUUUAUGAUAGAAAUUAAGAUGUAAUCUUGAUCUUUGUUGUCAAGUUGUGGUAUAUUAACAUCUCAUACAAUUGAAUUUUCUUUUUAAGUGAAGUCUCGCUCUUUCCUCCUUUCAAAAUAGAAUUUUCUUAGUAGAGCCUAUCUUUGUGGUCAACAGGUAUCUGAGGUUGAUAAAUGUAGAGGCUACAUUUUAUGAUGCCAAACCACAAUGACGUACCAUAGAACAUGAUAAACUUCUUCUUGACAAAACCUCUUAUAGUAAAAAUAAAUCAUAUAGAAGCACAAAUUGCUGAUGGUGAAAUGUGUAGCAUUCAGGACAACAUAGAGAUGGAUAACUAAAUAGGAAAACAAAGGACUUUGGCAGAAAAAAAGUGUGAGGAAAUGCUAUCAUAAAUGGGUACUUUGGAAUAAUAAAAGAGGUAGUAUUAUUUGAGAAGUAUAUUUGGGAGGCUGAUUUACAUGUCCUUUCCAAAGAUGCAUUACGAAUCUAAAUUUUUAUUUUGAGCAUUUGGCAUCCAGACAGAUUUUCCUCCCAAUUUGCACCAAUCAGGGUUGCUUCUGUCAUAACACGUGUUGUGGUACGGCGUGAAGGACUCGGUGCGGAUGGGCACGUUUUGGAGGAGGGCUGGCAUGCUCUUCCAAUGUUGGACAGUGACGGGCACUGCUUCCAGGGCUCAGUGGAUCAGCCCAUCUGCUGAAUCUGUUCUGAUGGGGGCUUUAGACUCGAAGUCACAUUUGUUCUUUGCUGCUGCUGCUUCUGAGGCUGAGGGAGAACGGUUUGCACUCCAUGCUCCAUAAGCUGGAGAAAGCAGGGCCUUGGAUGCUAAGUACCUCAGAGGUGGUCUCAGAAGUCUGCACGUUACACAAACACUGAAGAAGAAAUUGGCCGUGGAGUGGGCUGUGGCUUUAUCCCUGAGUCUGAAUAAAGCAUCCAGAGGGAGGCAGGAUGGCAGAGCAGCGAGAUGGCAGUGGUUCUAGGGAGCACCUGAGAACCGCCGCUCCACGUGUGGGAGCUCUCAGGCACCCCCUGGGAGCGUCUUGGGGGAGCAGAGCCUCAGGUCCCACCCAGAGCCUCUGAGUCAGAGCCUGUGGUUCGCACAUCUACAGGUGUUGGGGUGCACAGGGGAGUCAGAGGUGCCGGCUACCAUCACCGACCACUGAUUCCUGUGACAUCUUUUAGGAAAAAUGAGAGUCCCGGAGGGGUCCUGCAGCGUCCCCUUCCAGUGGCCUCCUGGGAUCCAUGGUGUUACCUAGGAUGCCGAGUAUUUCCCAGGUAUCUGCUAGAGUGGUCUGAGCUUUGGAGGAGAGAGGCUGGAAUGCUGCAGAGAUGAGCGAAAUGAUCACAAGCUCUGACCUCAAGGAUGUUUUUCGUGGUAACUAUACAGUCUGUGGGCCUUCCUCGGUGGCUCAGCGGUAAAGAAUCUGCCUGCAAUGCAGGAGACAAGGGUUCCAUCCCUGAGCCAGGAAGAUCCCCUGGAGGAGGGCACAGCGACCCACUCUAGUCCUGGCAGGCUACAGUCCAUAGGGUCGAAAAGAGUCGGACACGACUGAAGCAGGUGAGCGCAGUACAACAUGUCCUGGCACUGGUGGCCCUGUUAAAGGAAGAUAGCUUUCCCACUCCCAGUAAGGACAGGAACCUUAACUCUUCAUGGCUGUAUUCAGUAUUGUUUUAUCCCCUUGUAACUCAGUUCAAAUUUCUGUAGAUGAGUUUAGGGGCCCUGGGACCACUUCAUGGCCACGGUGGCUUUUGCAAGCAGAGGGUUGAGAUGUAGGCAAGUGGAUGAUGAACGGUGCGCUCUGAACUGAGAAACGUGAGAACAUUUUGCUUCCUGUCUUAGGAGAGAGGGAGCUGUCUGACAACUGCAAGGAUAAGACGCUUUAAUAGGCGAUUGGCUUCCUUCUGUUGAGAUGGUGGGGCAGCUUUUUUUGUGUGCUCAUGUUUUGGUCUCUGUGGUUUAGGAAGACAGGAACUUACUUCUCCACAUCCAGUAGAGGUUAGCUUCCUUUUUAUUAGUUGGUCAGCAAGCAGUUUCUCUUUUCUGUACAUAGUCCACAUCCACUCAAACACUUGAUUAACUGGAAAGCAAGACCGUUCUCAGGCCAGUGAACAAAAUACAUGAGAAAACAUCGUUUUUCUAGUGGUUGAAUGUUAGCUGCUUAAGGCCAAUUUUGGCAGCAAAAUGAUAGGAUUAAAAAUAGCCUGAAGAUGAUCCAGUCUUAAAUAAUAUAUUUAAUGAUGAACUUUCCUUGGGAAAGUGCAUCUUUCUGCCUGCGAAGAAUCAUAUGACCCCUUUCAAUAAUAUAUUCUGUAGAGAAAAGAUACAGUAUGGCUCCUAGACUUGCAGUCAUGUGCUGUUGAGCAAUCACAUUUGGGGACUUUUGUAAAAUUUGACAGUUCACUCAGUUCUCUUUUCUGUUUUAGGGCCUUUGUUGCUGUUUAAUGUCAGUCGAAAACAUGGCUUUCUUCUGUGCAUCCUGUUACUUUUAGCUGUGCUUUCUAGUGAGAACGGAUUGAUCUUUUUAGCAAUCCUUGGUUGAACUAGUACAUUUCAGACUCGCUAAAUGUCAUUAGGCCACAUAGAACACCAGGUAACAGAAAGCCACAGAUUUUUUUUUUUUAAGCCAAACUCUUAUAGUUUAUCUUUCCUCCCAGUCCUUGUCAGCUUUUGGAGGCUGAUAAACCCACUCAUAAAGCAGGUGUGUGGGUACUGUGUGUAUUAACAGCAGUCUCUCCCACUCAGCACACCCCCACACCCAUUUCUGAGGUCAUCCAUCGUGUCUUUGCAGGAGCAGUAUUUCAGUGGUAUUGCAGCGUUUGUGCUAGAAAAACAGCACUGUCUUUGUAGUGUGCGAGUGAAAAGGUUUCUUCUGCCCCCAGAGAUAUAUUGUGUUUGAGGUUCAAAGGUUCUGUUAAACCUUUUUAAAGUAAUCUAAUAGCGCCUGACUCAGGUAUGGCGGUAACCUCGCACGCUGGUCCCCCUUCCCCCAGCUUCAUACAGGGGACCACUCGGAGAAGUGAGUCCAGCACGGGGCUCUUCUUUCAUCCCUCUUGGUUUGAUUCAAACCAAGUCAGUGAGUGAGGUUGAAACAGGAUUAAGGAUGAAAGUUAGCCGAGGACUGGGACGGUUAUUCAGCAGAGCUGAUCGCGCGUCUUCUCUGUGCCCCGUCCUGGGUCAGGUCGGGGUUCCCGGGAGGAAGGCAUUUUCCCUGCCCUGGAUGCUGUCACAGGCCGGGGCUAGAGAUGUCGUGAAUUCUGUUGCCCCCCAGCCCAACGAGAUGAUUCUAAACUCUCAGAUUUAGAGGGGGAGAAAAAGCUAAGUGUGUGUUAUUUUGCAUACACUUCAGUAUUUGUCUGAAAAAGUUAUUUCUAACCAUAUGCCUAUUCAUGUGUGCAUUAGGCCUGAUUUAACUAGGAGAGGAAUAUAGAUAAUUAAAAAAAAAUAUUGUGUUACAUGGACGUGUGCUUAAGAGAACUGAAAGGCAAGGGGAGUUCCCUUGUUAAAUAUUUACCCAUUUGGUGCUGUUUAUACAUAUUAUGAGGACUUAAUAAACACUAGUCUGCAGUUUUUAAAGUAUUUCAUUAAUUCUUUUUCAGUAAGAGACAAUCAAGGUCUGAUGAAGAUGGUUAGAAUAGAUUAAUUUGAAGAACUAUCUUUCUUAAAUCGUUUUGGUAUGCAGAAAAGUCAGAGUCGACUUGAACCAAAACAGGGGAGAGAUGAAAAUAAAAGCUUUUGUUUUGGUUUGGUUUUAGGUUCUAGUCCUAUUUCUGUUUGUUAAGAGGCUUCUCUUCCAAAACUUGCAUACAGAAGUUCCUAGUCCACGGUGACGUUUGUGCUCCUGAAGAGCAGGUGUUUGCCAUCUAACGUCUUUUAUUCGUGGUCCUUCUUCUGUAAUGAAGGUUGUAAAACUUUCGAAAUCACGACAAAGCCAUUUUCGUUUCUAAAAGUAUUUUUGUAGAUUGCUGCUUGUUCUGAUCUGCUCGAUUCUGUAGUGCCAACAUGACUUCUCUGCCCUUCAUUUGCCAGACCAAAGAUAAGCCCAGCUGUGCUUCACUGAGCACGGUGAUGGGCGUCUGUUGCCCUCUCUAGAGCCACGUGGGCUUUCUCAUCGGGACCUGCCCCCCGCCCCCCGCACCAGCCUCCAUCGCUGACCCCUACUUGCCCAUCAUCCCAGGGCAGGGGGACCUGCGGGGUGGACUCCUCGUGAGCCUCUAGCACGUGAAGGGUGGGCUCACCUGCAGGAGAGAGCACUUGUCUGGACUGCAAGGGAGCAGGGCAGGAAAGGGGUCUGUCUAAGCUGGAGUACCUGGACCCCAUCUGCAUUCUCGCCACAAGCAGCCAGGCAAGGAAAAAUUCUGUGAUCAGAUAUGCUGGCUUUCCCUCCAGAGACCAUAAAUUCCAACCCUGUGCAGGAAAAAGAUAGGAUCUGCUGGAGGAGUAUACUGGCUCCGAUCUCUGCAGUGGGAGAGUCGAGUGGGCCUGAUGGUCUAGCCUGAGAUGAAGUUUCACUAACUCAACGCAGCUAAAAUAACUUAUACUGAAGACUACUUCCCCAAACGCCUUAAGAGGCUGUUAAGCACGUUAGAAAGGGAAUCUCCCUGCCAUGCUGGCGUGGCCGUUGGUAGCAGCUACAAAUGCACUAAGGGCUACUUGGCUGGUUUUCUCAGGCGAUGGACCAGGUUCCAUGAGAAAGAUCUCUGAUGUUUCCAUUCUGCUCCUUGUUUUGCCUUCAGAAUUUCAGAGAUGGAGCCACAUUCCAUUUUCGGUUAAUAAUCAGGUCGUCUGUGCUCUGGAGCUUCAGCAUAACGAGUCAGCUUAUGACCGACCCCCUCGCCUCUCUAUUCCUCUGUCCUAAAACCAACCCAAGGAUCUGUGGUAUCAAGUGAAGCUUAAAUUUCUCCUAAAACCAUCCCAAGGAUUCAUGGUAUCAAGUGAAGCUUAAAUUUCUCCUAAAACCAAUCCAAGGCUCCGUGGUAUCAAGUGAAGCUUAAAUUUCUCCUAAAACCAAGCCAAAGAUCCACUGUAUGAAAUGAAGCCUAAAUUUUCCAAGGGAGAUUUUACCAUUGAGAACAAUGCAUCUUUCUUGUGAUAGUCCCAAUUACUGUGUUUCUGAAUUUUUAAGCAGUCUUUUCUUAAGCUGCAAAAGAAGAUGGAGAGUUUAUGACUUCUGGUGCUUGGAGUACCAGACCAGGCAUUGACGUUGUAGGUUGUCUUUUCUUGACUUUUUCCAGCUCUUCUUCACCAAUACUCAGAUUUCUUCUGCUUUGAGCACAGUGAAUGCCAUCCCUAUGUGUUACCUUUGAAAUAGAAUUUUCGAAGAGUAUAUGGGAUAAGUACUUAGUCCCCUCAGGUCAGUGCCUCCUUACAAUUAGCAUAGGAAUAAAAUUAAUUACAUCAUUAUAUCAUCAUACUUAGAUAUUGAUAUUUUAUCUCUUGAGGGAAAAAGUUCUAGAAAGGAUGUUCGUUGACAUCUCUGAGUCUAAAUUUCAGGACUAUAUCCUCCCAUUUUCUUUACGAAUUCCUGCCAGGAUUGUCUUUCUUGACCUCUGUCUUUUUAACACUGAAAAUUUUUACAGGCGGUUUGAAGCUAUUUUCUAAAAAAAUUGUAAAUAUAAUAGUGCAGAGUCACUUACUAAAUAUUUAAGUGACAACAUAAGAAGAAAAAUGAUGUGAAGAAGUCUUAAUCAAGGAAAAGGAGCAAUUGUUUGCAAAUUGUAACCAUGAGGCGUUCCUGGCAACGGGCUGUGAUGGGAACGAAAGGGUUUUAAAGAUCCUGCUAUUGUGUAGGGUACGGACACUGCCUAUUUCCACUGAAAACAUUUUAUUGAGGGCUUACUAUGUGCACAACUGUAUGCCGGGUGUUUCACUUGAGUGAAAAAUGUGGAAGAUAACCUUUGCAUCUAAGGAACUCGCUAACCAGUAGUGAGACUAAGGUAAGUGCUGGGUAAAUUGCUGUAAUCCUUGACACACUUCGGUGGACGGCGAUCUGGUCCAGCCAGAAGGGGAUCUGGCUGCGUUUCAUGCAGGAGGUGAUGGGUAGGAGAUACAGCGGAGGGCAGGCCAGGUAGCUGCGCUGGAGGAGGCAGGACAGGUGGGAAUGCUUGCGGCGUCACUGGGGAGUUGAGAAGAGUCUGACCUGCCUGGGGCGUAGAGAGCCCUGGUGAGGUAAGACUGGUCCUAAGUGGACAGUUUGUGUUUAACUUGGUAGAUGUUAAAAGGAUUAUUGAGAGGGUUCUGAGUCAAGGCGGGAUGU
Cervus elaphus (red deer) is the source of this 9060-nucleotide messenger RNA. It is a transcript of the gene BCL2, whose product is annotated as BCL2 apoptosis regulator. Gene Ontology annotation, biological process: extrinsic apoptotic signaling pathway in absence of ligand; intrinsic apoptotic signaling pathway in response to DNA damage; negative regulation of intrinsic apoptotic signaling pathway. Gene Ontology annotation, molecular function: protein heterodimerization activity; protein homodimerization activity. Gene Ontology annotation, cellular component: mitochondrial outer membrane. The transcript is spliced from 2 exons. The coding region runs from base 567 to 1196 and encodes 209 amino acids. NCBI's taxonomy places the organism in Eukaryota, Metazoa, Chordata, Mammalia, Artiodactyla, Cervidae. The record is from RefSeq and is a predicted model, not a curated record.